Messenger RNA from Suricata suricatta (meerkat), 922 nucleotides. RefSeq names its product chromosome X CXorf38 homolog (gene CXHXorf38). NCBI's taxonomy places the organism in Eukaryota, Metazoa, Chordata, Mammalia, Carnivora, Herpestidae. Bases 67 to 672 code for a protein of 201 amino acids. The transcript is spliced from 6 exons. The record is from RefSeq and is a predicted model, not a curated record.
AACCUGGGCCCCCGCGCCACCUGCCGCAGCGGCUCCCGGUGCAGCCCGCGCGCUCGCCAGGCCUUCAUGCCCCGAGGACUGGCAGACAAAACAGGCCCCGAGGAAUGUGAUGCUGUUGCCCUUUUAAGCCUCAUCAACUCCUGUGAUCACUUCACGGUUGAUCGAAAGAAAGUCACAGAGGUGAUUAAGUGUCGUAAUGAGAUCAUGCAUUCUUCAGAGAUGAAAGUGUCUUCUCUGUGGCUUCGAGAUUUUCAGAUGAAGAUCCAAAAUUUUCUGAAUGAAUUCAAGAAUAUCCCAGAGAUUGUGGCAGCCUAUGCCAGAAUAGAACAGCUGUUGACAUCUGACUGGGCUGUUCACAUCCCUGCAGAAGAUCAGCGAGAUGGGUGUGAAUAUGAAACAGGAGUUUACUUGAGUGAGAGCCAAGUAAAUGAAAUAGAAAUGGAAUUACUAAAGGAGAGACUUCAAGAGAUCUAUCUUCAAGCACAAGAACAAGACGUGUUGCCUGAAGAGAUCUUAAAUCGACUGGAAGUGGUGAAAGAAUUUCUAAGAAACAAUAAGGAUCUUAGAAAUGGUCUUACAGAAGAUCUACAGAAGCUAGACGGCCUGUAUCUCCAGCAUCAAAAACCAGAUUCAAAGGAACCUGGGGCACAGACACCCGAAGGGAAGGCCUGAGGCGGCCCUUUGACAAAAACCAGGCCCGUUGUGUGAAGGUCAGCACGGCUCCAGUCUCAGCCCCUCUUGUCCGCGCAGAAGGAAAAACUUCCCGAAGUACCCCACCCAAACAAAAAGGUGUUUUUGUUGUCUUUUCGUGACUUUCCUUUGACUCUUUGAGAAUAUUUUUUUAAUAUUCAUAAGCUUGAUGUUGUGUUAUCUGUCACCGACCAAAAAAUGUUAGCUACUGUUGUGCCAAAACUUGCUCUCA